Molecule: messenger RNA, 1056 nt
Organism: Capsella rubella
Lineage: Eukaryota; Viridiplantae; Streptophyta; Magnoliopsida; Brassicales; Brassicaceae
Exons: 8
Coding region: 1-1056 (351 amino acids)
Source: RefSeq, a predicted model, not a curated record
AUGGAUAUAGGAACGAGUUAUACUGAUUGGAUGUAUAUAAGUGAGAGUCAUGAAGAAGUGGGUAAUGUAGUAGAAGAUCCAUGUGUGGAUAUGGUGAAUGAUGGAUUUCGUUAUAACGUAGGUAAUUUUGAUGAUAACUAUCAUUAUGAUGGUAGUUAUCAGAAUGUUCAAGAACCAGUACGUAACCAUUCAAAGAAGUUUAAUGACUUGUUAGAAGGUGCAAAAAAUCCAUUAUAUGAUGGUUGUCAUGAAGGUCACUCAAAGUUAUCCUUAGCUGCCCGAGUCAUGCAAAACAAGGCGGAGCAUAAUAUGAGGGAAAAGUUUGUGGAUUCGCAAAGUGAUAGUGGAAUUCGACCUAGCAACGGACAACCAAUUGAAGGUUCUAGAGGUUUACUUGGAUCAUGGUUAGGUCAAUUAAGCAAAGAUAUAAAUCUGAUACCCAUGAAAAUGCAAGAACGGAAUACAAAGAACCAAAAAGAAAAAAAUACUACGCCUCACUUAUGUGGAAGAAAGAGCUUUCCAAGGAGAAGAAAUGAGAUUAAAAUCAAGAUUGGAAAAACACCAAAUCGAGCAGAAUUAUUUAUUGACACUCGUAUGAAACUUGAUGGAAGCUUUGUAAGUGAGGAAGCGAAAACACGCGCGGAAGCACUUACAUCGCUGCUCAUUCAAAGUCCGCAUGUCGCAACCAAUGUUAUAGCUAGUUUGGAUGAUGAAUAUGCUCAAGUAUUUGGUCUCAAGCGUCCAGGACGAGUACGUUGUCUUGGUCAUGGACCCACACCUUCAAAAUUAGUAAGACAUUCAACUGGGACUAGAGCAGAUAUAGAAAAUUCAGAGAUGGUUGUUCAGCUUAAGACAGAAGUGAACGAGUUAGGAGCUCAAGUAAAGGCAAUGAGUACGUUCAUCCGACAAAUACUUGGUACUUCAACCCGUGACCAGGCAAAUACAUGGGCUGCAAGUUUUGCAACAGCUUUUUCAAUCAUACCAAAUCUAGCAUUUGCAAACAUAUCAAAUAUGGCUCCUCAGGAAAAUGAUGAUGGUGCUAAUGGAAGAAGCUAG